UUUAAAGGGUAAAAAUAAAGUCAAUUCAGUCAAUACAUGUAGACACGGAAUGGACACACUUAGGGUAAUUCCCUACCUUUACAGUGGUUCAUAACAUUCCUGGCUAUAUUUGUGGUGUGGAAUGUAUAACAAGACAAGCUACCUUAAAAAUAGAAUGGCAGCCAGUUUUUAUUGGUAGGCGAUACUGAAGUACCUGAUAAAAUCACCAACCUUUGCAGGAAAUCUGCAAAUACUUGUCAAAAAAUGGAGUAAAGGGAUUUUACCACUGAACAAUUGAUAACUCGGGUUAUAGCAUUGGAAAAGCAUAGCGAUAGACAGAUGGAGAGAUAUGUAAAAGAGAUAACGGAAUACAAAGGAACUGUGAUUGAACUGCAAAGGGAAAAAGAACGUUCUGAAAAAAAAAAUAACGAACUGAACGAACAAAUCAAAUAUAUUAAAAAGUCUUGGGAAUCAAUAAAAAAUCUACAUAUUUUGGAUAGAGAACGACAUUACAAAUCGUUCCGCGAAUCUUCGUAUUUAUUAGAUAAUGAAAAUCUUCACAGCUUGACAGUGCGUUACGACAAUGCUGAUGUUUAUGCAAGUAAGGAAUUUUUAAAGUCUCUCUUAUUAAAGCAAACAGAGAAUGAAGUGCAACAAGAAAAACAAUUGAAUGCGGCAAAAGCGAAAGAAAAUGAAAUGACUAAGGAAAUAGAGUUGCUGUAUAUAUCUUUGGAAAACGAACGGAAAGAAUUCGACAAAACAAAAACACGCUUAGAAGAAGCAGAAAAACUUGAAUGUCAAUUGAUAACCAAAAUACAACUGCUGCAGCAAUCCUUUGAAGAAAACAGAAGGGUAUUUGACGAAAAGGAAAAACAAAUGAAAGGUACAAUACAGCAAAAAGAUCAAGAAAUAAGGAAAGUUCAUAGGCUUUUGAAAGAACAACAACAUACAAUGGGUGAAAUAAAGCGGAUGUCAAAAAUAUCAUUUAUGAAAGUUAAUAAAAGUAAUACAAUCGAUGAUGUUGAAACUUUAAAGAAGGAAUUAGCAGACGUACAAGCGAUCCAACAAAGAGUUGAAGAACGCAGAAAUUUUCGUCCAAAAAAAGAAAUUAUGGAAAGAUAUGGAAUAAAAGUGGAUGGAAAAAUAACCGAAGCUGAUAGUGAAGACUCCUCCUUAAGAGACACACCGCCGAGUACUCUGAACUAUAAUAACAGCGAAGAGAGUUUGUCAACGCAUUGGGAAGAACACCGGAAAGAAAAACACCAGACAAGGAAAAAUUUACACACAAUUAUUAAUCCAAAGAGUGUUAACAUUUAUAAUUGAGUCGUCAUCUAAAUGCUAUGGAGCAGCACAUUUGGAGAAACCAAUCGUCAUCAUAUUUUUUACCAAGCAAUAUCAGAACAAUUGAUGCAGCAGGUAUGCAACAUUGAAGAAAAAAGCGUACCAUGACUGCGUUCGCACAUGUAUAUAUGGAAUGGGUAGUGCAAUGAACACGAACUAUGACAAUUUCAAACUUCAUCAAACUAAUUUAUUGGGGUUUGUUUUCCAUUCUCUUGGAAAAUUUGAAUUUUGUUUUGGUUUUGCAUGGCUUUUACAAUACUGCUUGUAUAUAACCCUGAAUGAAUAUCUCUUAUUUAUACUCUAUUUAGGUAAUCGUAAAAAUCACAAGAACUCUUGUAGUUACUAGAGUAUAUAAUCGUCCAUACGUUUGUCUGUUAACUUGUUGUACAAAAGCAAGGUAAUGCUUUGAUAAGGUUUUAGGAAAUGUUCAUGGUAUAUUUGAAUCUAUGGAAGCAAAAUGCUUUCCAUUUGGAAAAGGUUUAUCGUUCAAAAGUUUAUAGACUUACCGUCAAAUUUAAGGCAAUUUUUCACACAUUGCUCACUUUCUGAAAUAUAUUUCCAUUGAUGACUCGAAUCUUUACACUGUUCAGGGAAAUUGAAAAUGUUUGUUACACUGUUGAGGGAAUUUGAAAAUGUAUGCUAACUUUCGCUUAAAAUUGGCCCUACUUGCUGUUCGAGAGUUAAGGAUUUUAAGGAACUUUAAAAGUUAUGAUUUUUUUAAUGUCAUACAUUCCGCCGAGUAUGAUCUGUAUAGUUUACUUGAAACGGUACACUAUCGUUUUGAUUUUUAUUUAAAAAUAAUCUGCAUUUAGCGAUAAAAAAUUCUCCUAAUUGUCCGGUUGCAUACGAAAAAGGGUCGAAAAAAAUAUUUCCUUGAAUUUGACUGUUGUGCGAAAUUAAUCCUACAUUUCAUUGCAGUAGAAAAAUUCUGAGUCAUAAACAUAUAUCUUGGGUGUUUCAAAGCAACAUCCUUUUUUUAUUUGAUGUUUCUAUAGAAUAAUUUUGAAACUUGAGGUUACAUUGUUACUUAAGCUUGUACAAAGGAAAAUAAGGGUGAAAAUUUGAUUGGUUAACUUCCAGUGAUGGUGUAUUUCUUAUAUGCAAUGAAAUGUUAUGUGAUUUGUUUUUGUAAUACUGAACAGGAUAUAACUUUACUCAUGCCAAGUAUUUCUUUAUUUGAAACAAAGAUAAAUUCUGCACAUUUUUUUGAAAAGUGCAAAUUAAACAAAGACUAAUAGGGAAAAACAAUGGUGGUAUAACACCUAUUAUGGGAAGCUGCACAUGCACCAUUGAUCUUGUAUGUACUCUCAUUUGUUAAAAUUUCAUGCUUUUUCAGUGAAAUAUUGCGAACAUGAAAUAUUCUGAUUGGAUUGAGUCUCAAAAAAACAUUCUAAGAGAAAAUUGCUUUGAAAUAGGACUCUACCAUGCAUAUUAGUAGACAGAGCAAGCCAUACACAGUGUUUUGGGGAGCUUUUUCUGACUUUUUCUCCUUAUUUCUUAUAUUUUGCUAUGAUAGAAAACUUUUUCCU
This is a messenger RNA of Mytilus californianus (California mussel), 2849 nucleotides long. Its product is annotated as cingulin-like protein 1. The record is from RefSeq and is a predicted model, not a curated record. Lineage: Eukaryota; Metazoa; Mollusca; Bivalvia; Mytilida; Mytilidae. Bases 319 to 1302 code for a protein of 327 amino acids. The transcript has 12 exons.